ACGGCCCGUGCCCCUCCCGCCCCCGCCCCGCUGGCGGACCGUGCCGUUCGGCGGGCGGGGGGAUAGAGGAGGGAUGCGCCUGCGCAGAGGCGAGGCGGGGCGGGGGAGGCGCGAGAGAAGGGGGCGCCGAGCAGUUGGGUGCAGAGGAAACUGCUAGAGAGGACCAGAGGUAUUAAAGGAGGUGUGAGGUAUUAAAAGAGUACAUCCCGUCUCUUGAAAGAGCCCAUUAAUUUCUUUUAAAGUAGUGACUUAAAGAAUUGGUGUCACCUAAUUAUUUUCAAAGAAUAAAGCAGUCAGAAGUACCACUUAAACUCAAAAAGUAGAACAGAAUGCCUCUCUUUGGUAACACUUUUAGUCCAAAGAAAACACCACCCAGAAAAUCAGCUUCUCUCUCCAACUUGCACUUGCUGGAUAGAUCAACCCGUGAGAUUGAGCUGGGCCUGGAGUAUGGCAUCCCCAGCAUGAACCUUGCUGGCCAGAGCCUGAAGUUUGAAAAUGGCCAGUGGGUAGCAGAGUCAGGAAGCUUCACUGGGGAUCGCAGGGAAAUGCAGCGCUUGUGCAAACGAAACCAGCAGUUAGAAGAAGAAAACAACCUCCUUCGACUGAAAGUGGAAAUUCUGCUGGACAUGCUCUCUGAGACCACAGCUGAGUCCCACCUGAUGGAGAAAGAGCUGGAGGAACUGAAGAAUCACAGCCGGAGGAGGAAGUGAGUUGCUGGGAGAAGAACAUAUGGCUAGAGGAUGAGAGAACAAGGAAGCUGACUUUGCAUCUUUGUUGCCCCUGUAUGCAGGAUUCCUUGGACAACUCAGUUGUGUUGGUACUAUAUAUAAUAUAUAGUUGUACUAUAUGUAGUUGUGUUGGUACUAUAUAUGUGUAUAUAGAAAGAGUUGGUACUAUAAAUAUAUAGUUACUUUGUUCCACAGGAAAAUGAAUAACAUAGAUACCUACAGUAUCGUGUGGUAUUGCACCUACUACAGGACCGAUGUUUCAACAACGCAGUAAAUUAUGCCACGACACUAUUAAUGAGCACUCAUAUUUUUCUCAGAGCAGUUUACUGUGUACCUUACUACAUUUUUUCAGCAGUCUAAUUGUAGGUACUGUAUUUUCUAAGAAGAACCUGACAAAACACUCCCUUCCCUGUGAACAGUGGGAUAUACGUGAACAGAUGACAGAGCAGAUUCACACUUAAGUGAUUGCAGUUAGUGACUUGGAGUUGCAACUCCUGUGUGAAAGACCCAUGCUAUCACCCUCAGUCCCAGAAGGUCUGGAUUGAUUGCUUCCUGGCUUCUGCGUUUUAAAAUACAGUAAACUCUCCCCCCUACCCCAAAGGACAAUCUUUCUUUCUUGAUAUUUUUGUGUGUUUUGGUACAAACUGUUGGUUUUGCUUCUUGCCUUUGGCAAGCGGGAUUCUGAAAUUGCCUGUUCUCGAGGGUAUUUGAUACUUUAUGUAAAAAAGUUACGUUAAAAAAUACGGGUGUUUUACUACGCUGC
Dromaius novaehollandiae (emu) is the source of this 1491-nucleotide messenger RNA. It is a transcript of the gene CBY1, whose product is annotated as chibby 1, beta catenin antagonist. Lineage: Eukaryota; Metazoa; Chordata; Aves; Casuariiformes; Dromaiidae. The record is from RefSeq and is a predicted model, not a curated record. The transcript has 6 exons. Bases 330 to 710 code for a protein of 126 amino acids.